AGGCACAGAGAAUACAGAGAAGAGAAUUCAAACUCAAACAAACAAAUUUACAUUUUUGGCAUUCUAUAUUUUUCCCAUUCAGAAACCUCUUUUUGGGCUUAUCAAUUUUACUACUAAAACAAAAAGCAAAACAGAAUGGAGGAGAAGCCAAAACUUCCAUCUUCUUCUUCUACUUCUUCUCCUUCUUUUUCAACCCAAUAAUUUCUUCUUUGUCUCUUUCUUCUUCCUCCUCCUCAUUUGUCUCUCUGUGGAAACAAAAACUGAAAUUUGUUUCAUCAAUUUUUGAUAAUAAUGGGAACUGGAUGGAGAAGAGCAUUUUGUACAUCAAUCAAGAGGAAUCCUGAAUCACCAACAUCAAACAUCAUCCCAGUUACAACUGCAGAUAAUAAUAAUAAUAAUAAACACCAGCAGAGAAGAUCAUCAUCAGCAAAAGAAUCUCAAUCACAAUCCCCAACUCCGACCAGUAGUGCACCAUCAACACCCAGAAGUUUUAUUAGAUUUGGAUUUCGUUCUUCAUCAUCAACACCUAAAACAGCAUCAUCAACAACACCUAAAACAACACCAAUUACUAAUCUAAGAUGCAGAACCACCGUUGCAAACACCACCGCGGCAUCGGCACCGUCUUCGCUACAUAACAGUCCAAGGCUCCAUUGCAAGACAUCUCCUACUACACCAACAUUCUCAACCUCAACAGUUUCGACACCGAAUACUAAUUCCACAAUCAAAACUCAAUCUUCAUCCAUUAAGAGUACUCCGAGGCUUUUCACAUCUUCGUCUUCAGCUCCGUCGUCUCCGAAAUCGCCGUCGAGAUUCUCACUGUUUAAAUCUAGUCUCCGGUUAACGAAGAACAGCUGCGGAGUAUGUUUACAGAGUAUGAAAUCAGGAGCAGGGACAGCGAUUUUCACAGCUGAAUGUUCACAUUCGUUUCAUUUCCCAUGUAUUGCUUCUCAUGUCAAGAAACAUGGGAGUCUUGUUUGUCCUGUUUGUAGUACGAAUUGGCGGGAAGUUCCAUUGUUAGCUCUACACAAGAACCAGAAAAAACCAGAAGAAAUCAUCAAAACUGUUGAUGAUACCAAGAAACAAUCACAGAAAGCAUCAAUUUACGAUGAUGAUGAGCCGUUAUCAUCUUCACCUGGUUGUGGCGGCGGUGGUGGGAGGUUCAAUACAAUCCCUGAAGUCGAUGAAGAAGAAGAAGAAAACGAUGAAGAAAUCAAAGAAUUCCAAGGUUUCUUCGUAGAUCCGAAUCUUACUGCUUCGUUCAAAUCAGAUUCAAGUUACGAACAGCAACAACCAAAACCAUCAUCUUCUCCCGAGAAAAUUUCCUGUCAGAUUAUCAGACAUGUGGAAGUGAAAUUGCUUCCGGUAUCAGCUGUGAUUUCAGUCGGAAGACGCCAUGAAACAAUUGCAGUUGCAAUCAAAGUCAAAGCGCCACCACCACCAGCAAGAACAAGCUCAGCAAGUUUAUUAGAUCCGACACGAAGAGCUCCAAUCGAUCUUGUAACUGUUCUUGAUGUCAGUGGAAGUAUGACCGGCGAGAAAUUGUUAAUGUUGAAAAGAGCAAUGAGAUUAGUCAUCUCAUCACUUGGAUCUUGUGAUCGUUUAUCAAUCAUCGCAUUCUCAUCGAUUCCGAAGAGAUUAUUACCUCUGAGAAGAAUGUCAUCACAAGGACAGAAAUGUGCUAGGAGGAUUAUUGAUCGGUUGGUGAUUGGUCAAGGUUCUAGUGUUGGCGAUGCAUUGAGGAAAGCUACAAAAGUACUCGAAGAUCGCCGUGAGCGGAAUCCGGUUGCUUCGAUCAUGCUUUUAUCGGACGGGCAUGAUGAAGAACAAGAUAAUCAGAAUCGGAAUCAAAAUCAGCAGCAACAUGGUUCGUCGAAGACUAGAUUCUCGCAUAUGGAAAUUCCAGUGGCGGAGAAUCAUCAAGAACCAACCGAAGAUGCAUUUGCGAAAUGUGUUGGUGGAUUAUUGAGUGUGGUGGUUCAUGAUUUGAGACUACAAAUAGGAUUUUACUCCGGUUCAGCACCGGCGGAAAUUGCAGCGGUUUAUUCAUGUACAGGGAAACCAACAUUAUUAGGCUCAAAUUCCAUUCGACUCGGUGACUUAUACGCCGAAGAAGAACGUGAAUUACUGGUUGAACUGAAAGUUCCGAUUCUGAAACAACAACAACAAUCUCCGUCUCAAUAUAUAAUGUCGAUAAGAAGCUGUUACAAAGAUCCGGCGACACAGGAGAUAGUUUUCGGGAAAGAUCAGCCGUUAUUAGUCCCCGGAACGUCGUCGAUUAAGUCAUCAGCGGUGUCUAAAAUAGAACGGUUGCGGAACCUGUUCAUUACGACUCGGGCGGUGGCGGAAGCGAGGAGAUUGAUUCAGCAUAACGAUUUGUCGAAUGCGUUUCAUCUGUUGAACUCGACUAAAUCGUUGUUGAAGCAGUCGAAUUCUGAUGACUCGGAGUAUUUGGUGAGUUUGGAGAACGAGUUGAGUGAGUUGCAUUGGAGAAGACAAAAUCUGUUACUCCAACAACAACAGCAACAGUUUCAAUAUCAUUAUCAUCAGCAGCAGAUCCAACGGCGCGUGGUUAACGAGAGGGAACCGGUUUUUUCGGUUGAUGAGAAUGCAGAGCCGCUGACGCCAACAUCGGCUUGGCGAGCUGCUGAGAAGUUGGCUAAGGUUGCUAUUAUGAGGAAGUCUAUGAAUCGUGUUAGUGAUUUACAUGGCUUUGAAAAUGCUAGAUUUUAGAGUUUGAUACAGUAGUUAUUUUUCUUUUAAAUUGAAAAACCCAAAAAAAAGAAUAUUGUAAAAGGGAAAAAUAUUUAAAUUUGAAAAAAAGAAAAGAAGGGGGUCUUUGACAUAAUUGGUUUAGGGGAUGGUUUGUGACUUUGUCUCUUUUGUUUUGUAGAGAGGAUUAAACAAAGAAAUGUGAUUUUAGAGAUUAAUAAAAAGGAAUGAUAAUUUUAUUUUAUUUCAUA
This is a messenger RNA of Papaver somniferum (opium poppy), 2960 nucleotides long. RefSeq names its product E3 ubiquitin-protein ligase WAV3-like. The transcript has a single exon. The record is from RefSeq and is a predicted model, not a curated record. Lineage: Eukaryota; Viridiplantae; Streptophyta; Magnoliopsida; Ranunculales; Papaveraceae. Bases 292 to 2730 code for a protein of 812 amino acids.